AUGGACAAUAUUCUUGUGGCUUUUGAGGCCCUGCAUACAAUGGACAUACGUCUGAAAGGGAGAAAUGGGUUUAUGGCAAUGAAACUGGAUAUGAGCAAGUCCUAUAAUCGGAUUGAAUGGCCUUAUUUGGAGGCAAUUAUGCAAAGACUGGGGUUUGAGGCUUGUUGGGUGCAUCUAAUAAUGACGUUUGUCCGAACAGUUUCUUAUCCUGUUCUUGUUAAUGGUCACCCUAAUAGAAAAAUUAUCCAUGCUCGGGGAAUCAAGCAAGGAGACUCGUUGUCCCCCUAUUUGUUCAUUUUCAGUGCAGAAGGUUUGAGUAGUUUAUUGCUACGAGUAGAGUGGGAAGGCAAGAUCACAGGUCUACUAAUUGUCAGGGGAGAACAAAGAUCAACCUCCUGUUUCUCCGCGGAUGAUAGUGUGCUUUUUUGCAUAGUUAACAUUCAGGAAUGGGGUAACAUUCAAGAUGUGCUAAAAGUUUAUAAAGGCGUGUCAGGACAAAAGCUUAAUCGGGACAAAACAUCUCUAUAUUUUAGCAUAAACACAAGGCAGGAAGCAAUAUAG
Molecule: messenger RNA, 561 nt
Organism: Corylus avellana
Lineage: Eukaryota; Viridiplantae; Streptophyta; Magnoliopsida; Fagales; Betulaceae
Source: RefSeq, a predicted model, not a curated record